This is a messenger RNA of Drosophila grimshawi, 1219 nucleotides long. RefSeq names its product selenocysteine methyltransferase. Gene Ontology annotation, biological process: S-methylmethionine cycle. The transcript is spliced from 3 exons. The coding region runs from base 85 to 1134 and encodes 349 amino acids. NCBI's taxonomy places the organism in Eukaryota, Metazoa, Arthropoda, Insecta, Diptera, Drosophilidae. The record is from RefSeq and is a predicted model, not a curated record. Gene Ontology annotation, molecular function: S-adenosylmethionine-homocysteine S-methyltransferase activity.
CGACAAAUAACAAAAGAAAAGGCAAGCGUCGAGAACAAAACAACAAAACGUACUAAGCAAAAACUGAGAAUCUCACGUAGAAGCAUGUUGCCCGCUACAAUCGGAAAAUGGAAUGUGGAAAAAGCAGAGCGCAUUUUAGUGAAAUGUGGCGGCUUUUCCAGUCAACUAGCGCGCAAUGUGAACGAAAAAGUUGAUGGUGAUCCCUUGUGGGGCUCCCGUUUCGAUUGCACCCAACCCACUGCUGUGGUCAAAACGCAUUUGGAUUUCUUGCGCAACGGCGCUGAUAUAAUACUGACCAACACGUAUCAGUCCAGCGUGGAGGGUUUCAUGAAACAUUUGGGCAAAACACGCGAGGAGAGCAUUGCGCUCAUUGCGAAAAGUGUUCAGCUGGCACACGAUGCCAAAUCGGAAUAUUUGGCUGAAUUGGCUGCAGCAAAUAAUGGCAACAUUGACGCCGAUAUGCCCUGGAUAUUGGCCUCGAUUGGACCGUAUGGCGCCCAUUUGCACGACGGCUCCGAGUAUCAGGGCAGCUAUGCGAAUCGUGUCAACUACGAGCAGCUGCAGCAGUGGCACACAACACGCAUCGAUACCUGUCUGCUGGCUGGCGUGGAUGGUUUAGCUGUGGAAACAUUGCCGUGCCAGUUGGAGGCUCUUGCGGUUACAGAGCUCAUCCUGAAGAGAUCGACAACGGCCAAGUUUUGGGUGUCUUUUCAGUGCAAGGAUGAGCUGCAUUUGGCACAUGGUGAAUCAUUUGCCGGGGCUGCUUUGGCCGUUUGGCGUCUCGUGCAGCAGCAUGAGGCACAAUCCCGUUUGCUGGCCAUCGGCGUUAAUUGUGUGAAUCCCAGUUAUGUAACGCCGCUGAUUGAGUCUCUGCGAGCAACCAUGGCGCAAGAGCAGCUGCCGCCGCUGGUCAUCUACAGCAAUCGCGGUGAGGUGUACGAUGCCGAGCGUGGCGAGUGGACGGGCACCGGUCUCAAUGCGAUUUCCUUUGUGCCCCAGUGGCUGCAACUAGGCGCCCGCAUCAUCGGCGGCUGUUGUCGCGUCUAUCCUGAUGACAUACUCGAGAUACGCAAGUACAUUGAUAGCAUCGCUCAGCAGCCUCAAGCGCAAAUCCAAACAUCCUCAGUUCCGUAAUUUCUUUCCCACACACAGUAUAAAUCAUGCUAAUAUAUAAGUGUUACUAUCUGUACAAAUAUAUAAUAUAAAUAUAUAUAUAUAU